AUGUUGGGAAGUAAGAAUCGAUUUGGAAAUUGUCCAUUUUGGUGGAUUUUUUUUGUUACCAUACUGAACGAUAACUGCUUGGCACAUCUUCUAGCACCAGCUAUUCUCUCCACAAAACUUCAAUUAAAAAGUGACACGAUCGAAUAUGUUGGUUUUCCGCAGUCAGCACUCAGUGGUACUGAAGUGGAAAUACGGCUUCAGUGUGCCGAUGAUUCAGAUUUGACAUUUCAAGUACAGUAUGUUAUAAGGAGUUCUCCAUGUGAUAAAGAGUUUUUUGACGCCAGCCGACAUGUUCAAGUAAAAGAUUUAUUGAACUUUUACUUCGAGCAUGAGUUUGAGAUACCUCCCGGAUACGAUUACACCAAGAUUUUGUUCUACAAAUCUCAGCCACAGCAGUUCAGUUGUCGUCAGUCGCAUGGCGUAAUACUUCUCCGAGAAGAUGAGGGUCUACGUCGGCCGUUGGAAAUACAUAAUGUCAAACAGGCAACUUCCAAAUAUUCAAAUAUCCUAAGUCCAACUACAUCUCAUUUUGUACGGAAUCAACAGCACAUUAUUGGUCGACGUCAGCAGAUAGAAAAAAGGUUUAAACGUGAAUUUGCUGGUCUGAAUGGUGAUUCACUAGAUGGUGGCACUAAAGCUACUCUUAGUUCUUGGCAUCCAGUGCAGAAACUUCCAGCUGAUGGAAUAUAUUUUUUGGUAAUUAAGUUUACUGUCAUAAAGUCCAAUUCAUUUAAAAAGACCGCAGAAGUACCACUUGUCCACAAUUUAACAGUAGACGUGCAAUGGCGUAGUCCUUAUGGACACUUAAGUGCAAUCGAUUAUCCGCUUCUCAGAUUUUAUGCUUUUAUGUGGCUUUUUUAUGCUAUGCUAGCUGUCAUUUG
Acanthocheilonema viteae is the source of this 881-nucleotide messenger RNA. The record is from the annotation of a GenBank genome assembly. NCBI's taxonomy places the organism in Eukaryota, Metazoa, Nematoda, Chromadorea, Rhabditida, Onchocercidae.